This is a messenger RNA of Talaromyces stipitatus ATCC 10500, 783 nucleotides long. RefSeq lists its product as uncharacterized. Gene Ontology annotation, molecular function: catalytic activity. Lineage: Eukaryota; Fungi; Ascomycota; Eurotiomycetes; Eurotiales; Trichocomaceae. The transcript is spliced from 2 exons. The record is from RefSeq and is a predicted model, not a curated record. Bases 1 to 783 code for a protein of 260 amino acids.
AUGCCGAUCGUACGAGCUCGGAGGCUUAUAUCUUCAGUUUAUACAGAGGUCCUGUCGACUGGCGUGCCACAAAGUACAACUAAUACCAAAGAGGCCUCGGAUCUCCUAUUCCUACAGAUUUUUUUGCCUAUAGGAAAGUCUGCUCUGAUAGUUAACAUCUAUAAUGCCCCAGUAGGCUCCAUCAGAGCAGGCAAAGCCGCGAAAGCUCUUACAACUCUGCCAGAGGUAUAUUUCCCUCAAGCAAUGAUACUUGCAGGCGAUCUCAACCUACUACACAAUAGAUGGCAGCCCUCGCUACAUCGCAGCCCUACACCUUCUGCAGAGCCAUUCAUUAACUGGCUGGACCUCCAGGGUCUAGUACUCAUCUCUAAUAUAGACUGUCCCAUACAUGAAAGGGGUAACGUGUUAGAUCUCAGUUUUGCCUCAAGCCCUCUGGCACUCGCGGGAGCUAAAACUAGCAUAGCGAGCCACUUAGAUGCAAUCUUAGAUCAUCAACUACUAAUCACCACUGUACCAUGGGAUCAGAGAUACAAGGAAACAGCUCAGAAACUGAGAUUUGACACACUAGACCACACCUUCUUCCUCUCGCUCCUCGCCUCUAAUCUUACUGGCACUAAGAGCUCAGCCGCAACAGAAGAAGAUCUUGAUGCCCUUACUGAAAAACUAACAUCUGCAAUUCAAGGAGCAUAUAGAGGCUCUGCUAAGAGGACCAUGAUACAAGACUGCAAGAAAGCUUUAUACAAUUACCGCUUAGGCCUCUGCUCAAAGACAGACUUUCGCUAG